Molecule: messenger RNA, 2827 nt
Organism: Drosophila ananassae
Lineage: Eukaryota; Metazoa; Arthropoda; Insecta; Diptera; Drosophilidae
Gene: bel
Product: ATP-dependent RNA helicase bel
Exons: 4
Coding region: 93-2456 (787 amino acids)
Biological process (GO): gamete generation; cell differentiation
Cellular component (GO): P granule; nucleus
Molecular function (GO): RNA binding; ATP binding; RNA helicase activity
Source: RefSeq, a predicted model, not a curated record
GUGUGCACCAGUAAAAAGCAAAAAAGCGUAACAAUAGAAAAAUUUUCCUAAACGGAAAGCAAGAAAAAAAAAGCAACUGAUUGGAGGAUAAUAUGAGUAAUGCUAUUAACCAAAAUGGCACAGGUCUAGAGCAGCAAGUUGCUGGUCUGGACUUGAAUGGUGGUUCUGCUAACUAUAGCGGCCCCAUAACAAGCAAGACUUCCACUAACUCGGUCACCGGUGGUGUGUAUGUGCCCCCGCAUCUUCGUGGUGGUGGUGGCAACAACAACGCAGCGGACGCAGAGAACCAGGGUCAAGGCUUCGACUCAAGAGCCGGAAAUCCGCGCCAGGACAGCAGGGACCCGCAGCAGUCGCGCAGUGGAGGGGAGUACCGUAGAGGCGGCGGCGGCGGCGGAAAUCGUGGUUUUAACCGCCAGAGCGGUGACUACGGCAGUUUCGGCAGCGGCGGCGGACGACGUGGAGGUGGACGCUACGAGGACAACUACAACGGUGGGGACUACGACUCGCGUCGCAGCGGUGAUUGGAAUCGCAGCGGAGGAGGAGGAGGAGGGCGUGGUUUUGGGCGCGGACCCUCUUACCGCGGCGGCGGCGGCGGAAGUGGAAAUGCUAUUAACGAACAGAACGGUGAAGAAGGUCAGCAGCAGCAACAGCCGCGCAAUGAUCGCUGGCAGGAGCCUGAGCGCUCUGGCGGUUUCGAUGGCGGCGAGGGCGGACCACCCGGCGGCGGUGGCGGCAACAGAAGCUAUAACAAUCGAGGCGGCGACCGAGGAUACAACAGCCGGUGGAAGGAGGGCGGCGGCGGAAACGUCGACUACACAAAACUGGGCGCCAGGGAUGAGCGUCUGGAGCAGGAGCUGUUUGGCGUGGGCAACACGGGCAUCAAUUUCGACAAAUAUGAGGAUAUACCCGUGGAGGCGACGGGCCAGAAUGUGCCCCCGAACAUCACAUCGUUCGAUGAUGUGCAGCUGACGGAGAUUAUCCGCAACAACGUGAACUUGGCACGUUAUGACAAACCGACUCCGGUGCAGAAGUACGCUAUACCGAUUAUCAUUAGCGGUCGCGACCUGAUGGCCUGUGCCCAAACAGGCUCCGGCAAGACGGCAGCCUUCUUGGUGCCGAUCCUUAAUCAAAUGUAUGAGCACGGUCACUCGGCUCCACCGCAAAGCAACCGGCAGUAUAGCCGACGCAAGCAGUAUCCAUUGGGUUUGGUGCUGGCGCCAACCCGCGAACUGGCCACCCAAAUCUUUGAGGAAGCCAAAAAGUUUGCCUACCGCUCCCGGAUGCGUCCGGCAGUAUUGUACGGCGGUAACAACACUAGCGAGCAGAUGCGCGAAUUGGAUCGCGGCUGCCACUUGAUUGUGGCCACUCCCGGUCGACUCGAAGAUAUGAUAACGCGCGGCAAGGUGGGUCUGGAGAAUAUUCGUUUCCUUGUCUUGGACGAAGCGGAUCGUAUGUUGGAUAUGGGUUUCGAGCCGCAAAUCCGUCGCAUUGUCGAGCAAUUGAAUAUGCCACCAACCGGUCAGCGCCAGACGCUCAUGUUCUCGGCCACAUUCCCUAAGCAAAUCCAGGAGUUGGCCAGCGAUUUUCUCAGCAACUACAUCUUUUUGGCCGUAGGUCGUGUAGGCUCCACCUCCGAGAAUAUCACACAGACGAUCCUAUGGGUGUACGAGCAGGAUAAGCGCUCGUAUCUGCUUGAUUUGCUCUCCUCCAUCCGAAACGGGCCAGAGUACUGCAAAGACAACCUGACGCUGAUCUUUGUGGAGACGAAAAAAGGUGCCGACUCGCUGGAGGAGUUCCUGUUUCAGUGCAACCAUCCGGUCACCAGCAUCCACGGCGAUCGCACCCAAAAGGAACGCGAGGAAGCACUCCGCUGCUUCCGCUCCGGCGACUGCCCCAUAUUGGUGGCCACUGCCGUGGCGGCUCGUGGCUUGGACAUUCCACACGUAAAGCACGUCAUCAAUUUCGAUCUGCCCUCGGAUGUGGAGGAGUAUGUGCACCGAAUCGGACGUACCGGCCGUAUGGGUAACCUGGGUGUGGCCACCUCCUUCUUCAACGAGAAGAACCGCAACAUCUGCUCUGAUCUGUUGGAGCUACUGAUUGAGACAAAGCAGGAGAUCCCCAAUUUCCUGGAGGACAUGUUGAGCUCUGACCGCGGACAUGGUGGAGCCAAGCGGCGCGGUGGCGGCGGUGGUCGCUAUGGAGGCGGAUUCGGCUCAAGGGAUUACCGCCAGAGCUCAGGAGGCGGCGGCGGUGGAGGUGGACGAAGUGGUGGCCCCAGCCGCAGCGGUGGAUCCGGCGGUGGAGGCGGUAACUACCGCAGUAAUGGAAACUCGUACGGUAAGUUCGGUGGCAAUUCUGGAGGUGGAUUCUAUGGCGGCGGUGGCGGCGGCGGAGGUGGAUCCUAUGGAGGUUCUUAUGGCGGUGCCUCGCACUCGAACGACUGGUGGAAUCAAUGAGCAAGGCUUCAGCCUCAGUUUCAGCCGCAGGCUAACUUUCUGGGCCAGCAGCAUCAGCAAUCGCAUCGCAGCCACUUUCGCAAAUAACCAAAUUGAGAAAUGAAAGUCGAUAAGAACUAUAUAUAUAUAUGCACACACGUAUAUUAUAUGGGAACAGCAAAUGUGAAAGAGAACUGUCUGUGCGCAGCGCAACACGAAACAAAAAACACAAAAAUACAGAUAAUGAUGCACCCUCCACCCUCGUUUACCGACUCACUUCACCACUCACAACCUCAAAACCCAAACCUGGAGCAAGCAUAUAUAAUAAAUUGAGAAAAAUCCAUCGCAAAAUAAUAAUAAAUUCAUGUAUAGCCAGCUCUAUCACCCUGAAA